GCGUCGUUUUAGUGGCGUGUUCAACACGACUAAUUCCUUUUUAUGUGAUUAGGAUAUCCGAAUCACCAAAGAACGAUCCACGUUCCCCUAUCCUCGCAGAGAAGGUAUCGUAUCAUGGCGGAAUCAAACGGCAGUUUUGGCGGCUCUGGAUGGUCUCUCAGAGGCGCCACCGCUCUCGUCACCGGUGGCACUCGUGGAAUCGGAUAUGCGGUAGUAGAAGAGCUGGCUGGACUGGGUGCCACCGUACACACCUGUUCACGUAACGAAGCAGAGCUCGACAAAUGCUUGCGUGAAUGGCAUGCUAAGGGUUUUUCAGUGACUGCUUCGAUUUGUGAUGGGUCGGACCGAGCCCAACGUGAGAAGUUGAUGGAGAAGGUCUCUUCCAUUUUCAAUGGGAGGCUUAAUAUCUUGGUAAAUAAUGUGGGGACAAGCUUCAGGAAGCCAACAGUUGACUACACUGCUGCAGAAUAUUCAACAAUCAUGACUACCAACCUUGAAUCUGCUUACCAUCUGUGCCAACUUGCACACCCUCUUCUAAAAGCAUCUGGAGCAGGAAGCAUUGUGUUUGUUUCCUCUGUUGCAGGUGUGGUGAGUUUGGGUACUGGAUCAAUUUAUGCAGCAACAAAAGCUGCAAUAAAUCAACUUACAAAGAAUUUUGCUUGUGAGUGGGCAAAAGACAAUAUCAGGAGUAAUAGUGUUGCUCCCUGGUACAUCAAGACCUCCCUUGUUGAACAUUUGCUACAGAAGAAAGACUUCUUCGAAGGGAUAGUCUCCCGAACUCCCCUUGGGCGCCCAGGAGAGCCGAAGGAGGUUGCAUCUCUGGUAGCAUUCCUUUGCCUUCCCGUGGCUUCUUACAUCACAGGGCAGGUUAUUUGCGUGGACGGUGGAAUGACGGUGAAUGGUUUCUAUCCCACCAUCUGAAAGAGGAACUCAGCCAGCUUGCCGGAAUAAUUUCAUUCUCUCUGGACUGUUACAUCUUCCUAGAUGAAUUCCUUAAGUUUAUAAUCUCCGUUUUCCAGUUGAUGUUUAGAUUAUGCUCCUACAAGUGUUUGUGAAUGCUUCUUAAUGAGAUGAUCAGAAAAAUAUGCUUCAUUCAAAGAUAUUUGUUACCAUGGCACAGGCUUUGCUCAGGCGUGAGUCAGGGGAUGGCUCCACUACGGCUUGUCCUCAUCCAUUCAAGGCUUGAAGCCUCCAGAGCACUUCCUCGCUUGGUCUCAUUUCCCUUUCACGUGUCAAUGUCUACGAAAAAGACUUCUGCUUUCUUCAUUCCAUUCGUCAUCAUUUUCCCUGAUUUUAUUACUAUUUUCAAUUUUGAGA
Messenger RNA from Vitis riparia (riverbank grape), 1317 nucleotides. Its product is annotated as tropinone reductase homolog At5g06060-like. The coding region runs from base 115 to 921 and encodes 268 amino acids. Gene Ontology annotation, molecular function: oxidoreductase activity. The record is from RefSeq and is a predicted model, not a curated record. The transcript is spliced from 5 exons. Lineage: Eukaryota; Viridiplantae; Streptophyta; Magnoliopsida; Vitales; Vitaceae.